AUGAAUGAAAACGCCAACACUUCCUCCGAAACUAUUUCGCCUAGCGUCGAGUCUCUAAAUGUAAACACUGACGCAAAGCUUAUACUAUUUAGCCACGAGUUUCCGAGCGGCGAUGUCAAAGAUUUAUUACGCAGGCUCCAUAGAUAUGCCAAGUUGCCUCGAUAUUCUCAGCUUGCUCGCUUCUUGCACGAGUGCGCUUCGGUCCUGAAACAAGAAGUCCAGAAGCUGCCAAGGCCGCUGCGUGACCAAGUUCCGCCAUUUCAAGAUGUAGUUACUCUGACUUCUCACUGGGAAAAGCUCAAGGCUAGCUCUCUAUGUGGCACUUGGGAGGGUGCUUUCCUCUGCAUCUAUGAGAUUGCCAUGCUCAUUGGACAUCAUGAAGCAAAUGAUAUUCCAUACUCCUAUGGGACAGAAGAGAGCGUCUCAACAGCCUGUUUGGCUGGCAUCAGCGUUGGGCUCUUUCCAGCCGCAGCAGUAGCUGUAUCCACCUCUCUCGUCGACCUUGUCUAUUAUGGAGUUGAAAGCGUUCGGAUGGCAUUUGCCUUUUGUGUUCACGUGGGCCGUAUUUCGCAGCUUCUUGAGCCAACUGAUCGUAACGAAUCAGUGAAAUCAUCCGUUAGCUGGGCCUCUGUGGUAAUAGGCGUCCCAGCUGAAGUAAUCCAAGCGGAAUUGGAUCGCUUCAACGGUCAACAAGAGUUGAUCGAUAGUGGAACUACGACAGCGCCUCUGACAAAGGUCAGUAUCAGCCACGUUGACCAAGCCUCGGUUGGUGUCACUGGCCCUCCAGCUCGUCUUGAGAAGCUCUUUUCCCAAUCAGAGAUACUGGGCUCAUCUCGCCACUCACCGCUACCAAUCUCGGGUGGUCUUUGCCAUGUAUCCAAUGUGUACGACCUCGAUGAUGUCCGUUCCAUCCUUGAGACAGCGAAAGUCUGGGAGAGAUGGGGUUCCCGCUCUGUCCGGUUACCGCUGCUAUCGCCUUACACGGGAGGCCCAUUCAUGGCAUCAGAUGCAUAUCAUCUGAUAGAAGCCAUCUGCACCGAAGCUCUAACUAGGCCGUUGUAUUUUGGCAAGCUCGCCGACGGUGUGGUGGUGCAGCUUUCUCAUAACGCGGAACUGGACAUGCCGUCUUGCCAAAUUCUCUAUUACAGGACAUCACUCAUUUCAGAUACAAUUAUAUCCGACAUCACAGAUAAACUGCCAUCUAUUAAAAUACAGCGGGAUGACCUGGUGGAAUGGGCCAUGCAAGAUGAAUACACAUUUGACCAGCCUCACGGCAUCUCAAGCACCCCACAGAAUUCCAAGCUGGCCAUUGUUGGUAUGGCAUGCCGCAUGCCAGGUGGUGCUGAUAGCCCCGAGGAAUUCUGGAAACUUUUAGUAAAUGGUGUUGAUACUCACACCAUUGUUCCGCCGGAUAGAUUCGACGUCGAGGCGCAUUUUGAUCCCACUGAUGAGAUGGAAAACAGCAUUGGAACAAAAUUUGGAAAUUUUAUAGCAAAUCCUGGACAUUUUGAUGCUGGAUUCUUCAACAUGUCCCCGCGUGAGGCUGAACAAACAGACCCGAUGCAGCGUCUAGCCCUUGUGACGGCGUAUGAAGCGCUAGAGAUGUCCGGCUUCGUGCCGAAUCGGACGCCUUCAUCUCAUGUAUCACGGGUAGGGACGUACUACGGUCAGGCUAGCGAUGAUUAUCGUGAGGUAAAUGCAAGCCAGAAGAUUGGCACCUACGGGAUCCCUGGUACAGAACGGGGUUUUGGAAACGGCCGCAUCAACUAUUUCUUCAAAUUCCAGGGGCCUAGUUUCAACAUCGACACGGCAUGCUCUAGUGGUUUAGCUGCCGUUCAUGCGGCCUGCUCAGCACUGUGGGCUGGUGAUGCUGACACGGCUAUCGCCGGAGGUCUCAAUGUUAUUACGAACCCAGAUAUUUACUGCAUGUUGAACAAGGGACAUUUUUUGUCCAAGACAGGCCAGUGUAAAGUGUGGGAUGCCGCAGCCGACGGAUACUGUCGCGGAGACGGAGUCGGUUCGGUGGUCAUCAAACGGCUUGACGAUGCCCUUGCGGAUAACGACAACAUAUUGGCAACUAUCGUAGCUGGUGCUACAAAUCAUUCAGCAGAGAGUAUUUCUAUCACUCAGCCACAUGCUGGUGCCCAGAAAGACAAUUAUCGUCAAGUAAUGGACAGUGCGGGUGUCAAUCCUCUGGACGUCAAUUAUAUCGAGCUGCACGGUACGGGAACCCAAGUCGGGGAUGCUGUGGAAUCAGAAUCAGUGCUCGACUUCUUCGCGCCUUCAGGUCGCCGUCGAAACUCCAAACAACGUCUACAUCUAGGCGCAGUUAAAUCAAAUAUUGGACACGGUGAAGCUGCUGCAGGAAUUGCCUCGUUGAUAAAGGUCCUGUUGAUGUAUCAGCACAACUCAAUUCCGCGUCAUGUUGGCAUCAAAACGACGAUGAACCCAGUGGUGGUCCAGCAUUUGGCUAACCGAAAUGCCGGUAUCUUGUUCGAAAAUAACCCCUGGCUCCCAAUGUCCAAUGGGGAAAAACGGUACUCUGUUGUAAACAGCUUCGGUGCUCAUGGUGGAAACACAACGUUGUUGCUCGAGGAUGCACCAUUGCAAAGCAUCCAGGGAGAUACUCAUGAAUCUUUCCAAGAAGCGGAAACUUGUCAAGUGGUCUGCAUCUCGGCUAAAAGCAAAGCCUCCCUUCGAGGUAAUAUCAGCGCUUUGCUCCGCUAUCUUGAUGCUAAUAAAGAGACAAAAUUGAGUGACAUCUCCUAUACACAAUGUGCUAGGAGAAUACACCAUCACAUCCGUAUCGCUGCAUCAGUUGCUAGCACUGCCCAGCUGCACAAAUUCCUGGAAGCUGCCGCUGAAAAUGUCGAUGCACAUGCAAAACACGUCUCUACAGCCAAGCAGAGAGCUGUUGUGUUUGCCUUUUCCGGCCAAGGAUGCUUUUACCAAGGUGCUGCAGAGAAAUUGUUCCAGCAUGCGCCCUUGUUUCGCGACCAAGUCCUCCAGCUCGAUCGAGUUGUAUGCCGCUUGGGAUUUCCUUCUGUACUGGCUGUUAUUAUCGGUGAUGCAGCGAGCCUUACUGAUGUUGGCCAGACGAAGGACUCCUCUAGUACUGGUAGCCAGACCGGUUAUGAAACCCCGGCAUCAUCUGAUGGCUCCAGCACAAUCUCUUCGACAGUGACAGUGGAGAGCCCACUUGUCGUUCAGCUCGCCUUGGUGGUCAUACAACUCGCCUUGACGCAGUAUUGGAGACUACUUGGUAUUACGCCUGGAGCUGUUAUCGGCCAUAGUUUGGGAGAAUAUGCUGCAUUCGUUACGGCUGGCAUCUUGUCUGUGGUAGACGCCCUGUAUCUGGUCGGCAAGAGAGCCAAGCUUACGCUCGCCGCUUGUGAGCCUGGCAGCCAUGUCAUGCUGUCUGUCCGUGGUGCCUCGACUGACCGCAUCGCCGAACUGUGCCGAGAGAGUGAGAAAAAGCACCAGUACGAAGUCUCGUGCAUCAAUGGGCUCACAGACGUUGUCAUCAGCGGCCUACGAGCGGAUAUGGUUGCAAUACGUGACAUGCUACAAGAUGCUGGUCUCAAGUGUCUUCUGCUUGACCUUCCCUUUGCUUUUCAUUCUGCGCAGCUAGAGCCCAUAUUAGACUCAUUUGAAUAUGAGGCCAAACGCGUCACAUUCAAAGCACCUAUAAUUCCAGUUAUCUCUCCACUGCUUGGAAAGUGUGUCUCCGAGGGUGGUAUCAUCAACGAGACCUACUUACGGCGUGCCACGCGUGAACCUGUCAAUUUUGUUGCUGCACUGGAUGCUGCCAAGGCAGAUGGUCUUGUUGACGAAAAAGCUGUUUGGAUUGACAUAGGACCUCAGCCCGUUUGUACUUCUUUCGCACGCAAUCACUAUGAUAAGGGAUCGACGCACACUUUUGCAUCACUACGACAAGGAGAUAAUAUGCUUUCUACCUUGACAGGAAGUCUGGCAACUCUGCACUGCCUGGGUCUGCCUGUGGCAUGGAAUGAGUAUUUUGCCUCGUAUGAAAAGUCUCUUCGUCUCAUUCACCUCGAACCGUAUCAAUGGAAUAAGAAGAAUUACUGGCUCCAAUACGAGGGCACUUGGACACUAGACAAAGCGCACCCCGAGCUCGUGAAAACUGAGAAGAAGGACGAACCAGGGCCACCAUCUUUCUUUACAUCGUCCGCGCAACAAGUCAUUCACCAAGAAUUUACCGAAUCUGUAGGGCGGGUGACGUUUCUAUCCAACUUGGCUCACCCCGACUUAGUUGGGGCAGCUAAUGGACACAAGAUAAAUGGACGAAGUGUUGUGACUGGGAGUAUAUGGGCAGAUCUUACCCUCACUGUUGGCGAAUAUUUGUACAAACGCAUGGUACCCGACGCUGACAGGUUAUACAUGGAUGUGAGAAACAUGGAGGUGGUAGAGGCGCAAGUUCUAUACGACCAGAAGUCUUCCGAGUCGGCGCCACCUCACUUUAUUCAAGCCGAAGGAGUCUUGGACAUGUCACACAGGCAGACUCAAAUAAGCUUGUAUACAGCAAAUCCUGAUGGUACUCACAAGUCUGACAAGGCUUUCGCCACAGCCACAGUCGUCUAUGAAGACGCUCAAACGUGGCAAUCUGAGUGGCAGAUAGCUUCACAUCUCGUUGUUUCACGUGCCAAUUCGCUGUGGACGGCGGCGGCAGAUGAAGAUCUUUCAACCGACAUCAAAGUGAGUAAACUUUCCCAGAGUGCCGUUUACCAACUCUUCGCAAACGUGGUAGACUACGACGAACGAUAUCGUGGCAUGCAGCGCGUAGCACUGGCAGAAGACACUCAGGAGGCGACUGCCGACAUCACACUGGAUAUGGACCAUCAUGGCACCUGGCAUACGCCUCCUCACUGGAUUGACAGUACAUUUCAGCUAGCUGGAUUCGUUAUGAAUGCUUUUGGUGUGCAAGGUACUGGACAAACUGCUGGGUCUUCUCGCGACUUCUUUUACAUCACACCGGGAUGGAGUCAUUUCCGGCUCGCUGAGAAGCUUGAGCCGGGCCCUAAUGUCACUUAUCGCAACUACGUCCGCAUGUUCCCUGUUGAGGGAGAACCCGGCGCCUUUGCAGGCGACAUAUAUCUGCUGCGUGGCGAAAAGGUUGCGGGUGUGUGUGCAGGCCUCAAGUUCAAGCGAGUUCCGCGUGCUUUGAUGCCCAUCAUGUUCCCAUCUCGUCAGGCAGGGAAGAAUCGCAACCAGGGUCCUAUUCCUACUCAUAAUAGCAAGAUCACCGCUCCCAGUGGGCCUGAAAAGGUGAAGCCACCAGUUACUACAUCGUCGCACCCACGACGGCAAGAUCCGGUUGUCACAACACAGUUACCAGAACCAAUUGCGCCGACACCACCGCCUACCCAGCAGAAGCCGAAGCAUUCAGGUGGCGAACAAAGCCCCCACGUAAAGGCCUGUCUCGAGCUCAUUGCGGAUGAAACGGGGCUGGAGUUGGAGGAUUUGGCUGGUGAGGCCGCUUUCGCUGAGUUGGGCGUGGAUUCUUUGAUGUCGCUGGCGUUGUCUGGCAAGUUGCGAGCAGAGCUAGGCAUUGAGGUCCAAGCAUCCAUUUUUAUUGAAUGCGCUACUGUUCAAGAGUUGAUCAACUGGCUGAGUAAGUGA
Molecule: messenger RNA, 5640 nt
Organism: Trichoderma aggressivum f. europaeum
Lineage: Eukaryota; Fungi; Ascomycota; Sordariomycetes; Hypocreales; Hypocreaceae
Exons: 5
Coding region: 1-5640 (1879 amino acids)
Biological process (GO): fatty acid biosynthetic process; secondary metabolite biosynthetic process
Molecular function (GO): fatty acid synthase activity; 3-oxoacyl-[acyl-carrier-protein] synthase activity; phosphopantetheine binding
Source: RefSeq, a predicted model, not a curated record